Mercenaria mercenaria is the source of this 19224-nucleotide messenger RNA. RefSeq lists its product as uncharacterized. Lineage: Eukaryota; Metazoa; Mollusca; Bivalvia; Venerida; Veneridae. The record is from RefSeq and is a predicted model, not a curated record. The coding region runs from base 1 to 19224 and encodes 6407 amino acids. The transcript is spliced from 7 exons.
AUGGACCAUCUGCACACAGUUGCACAUACAGCUGUUGUGACAUCAUCAGCACCGCACAUUACAUCGACCGAAACAACCACAAGUGAUCUGACAACCUCAACACCAGACAUUGCAUCAACACCAGGGACUGAUACAGCCACAAUUGCCCCGACAUCAUCGACACUGGAUUUUACGUCAAUACUAUCAACCGAUACAUUCACUCUGACAUCCUCGACACCGGAUUUUACAUCAACAAUAGCAACCGAUACAGUCGCAAUUGCUCUAACAUCCUCGACACCGGAUUUUAUAUCAACAACAGCAACCGAUACAGUAUCAGUUGAUCUGACAUCCUCGACACAAAACAUUACAUCAAAACCAAUAACUGAAACGGCCACAGUUGCUUUUACAUUCUCAGCUACAUACUUUACAAUAUCACUAGCGACCGAUACAGUCACAGUUGCUCAUACAUUUUCGACAACGGACAUAGCACCAUCACAAGCCACUGAUACUGUCAUAUUUGUUCCGACGUCCUCAAUACCAGGCAUUACAUCAACACUAGGGAUUGAUACAGACACAAUUGCUCCGACAUCCUCGACAACGGAUUUUACAUCAGUAUUAGCAACCGAUACAGUCACUCCGACAUUCUUGACACCGGUUAUUACAUCAACACAAGCAACUGAUACAGUCGAAGUUGAUCUGACAUCUACGACACCGUAUUUAAAAUCAACAAUAGCAACCGAUACAGUCACAGUUGAUCUGAUAUUCUCGACACCGGACAUUACAUCAAAACCAAUGACUGAAACGACCACAGUUGUUUUGACAUCUUCAACACCAUACAUUACAAUAUCACUAGCGACCGAUACAGUCACAGUUGCUCAGAGAUUUUCGACAACGGACAUUACAUCAUCACAAGCGACUGAUAUUUUCAUAGUUGUUCCGAAAUCCUCAACACCAGGAAUUACAUCAACACUAGGGUCUGAUACAGACACAUUUGCUCCGACAUCCUCGACACCCGACUUUACAUCAAUACUAGCAACCGAUACAGUCGCUCCGACAUCCUUGACCCCGGAGUUUACAUCAACACAAGCAACCGAUACAUCCUCGACACCGGAUUUAAGGUUAACGAUAGCAACCGAUACAGCCGCAGUAAAUUUAACAUCCUCGACACCGGACAUUACAUCAAAUCCAGUGACUGAAACGGUCACAUUGGCUUUGAUAUCCUCAGCAACGGACGUAACAACAUCAAUAGCGACCGAUAUACUCGAAGUUAAUCCGACAUCACCGACACAGAAAGUUACAUCAUCUCAAGUGGCCGAUACCGCCACAGUUGAUCCGACGUCCCCAAUACCGGACAUCACAUUGACACUAGCGACCGAUACAGUUUUAAUUGAUCUGACAUACUCAAUACUGGGCAUUACAUUAACCGAUACAGUCACAAUUAUUUCGACAUCCUCAAGAUUGGACGUUACAUCAGCACUAGAGACCGACAAAGUCACAGUAGUUCCGACGUCCUCAACACCGGUCAUACCAUCGACUGAUACAGUCACAGUUGAUCUGACAUCCCCAAAACCAUACAUUACAUUAUCAGUAGCGACAGAUACAGUCGCAGUUGCUCUGACAUUUUCGACAACGGACAUUAUAUCAUCACAAGCGACCGAUACUGUUAUAGUUGCUCAAAAAUCGAAAUCCUCAACACCAGGCAUUACAUUAACAAUACGCACUGAUACAGCCACAAUUAAUCCGUCAUCAUUCACACCGGAUAUAAAAUCAUCACAACCACCCGAUACAACCACGUUUUCUCCAACAUCCUAUACACCGGAUUAUACAUCAACAACAGCAACUGAUACCGUUGCAAUUGCUCCGACAUCGUCAACACCGGAUUAUACAUCAAAAAUAGCGAUCGAUACAUUCACAGCUGCUCCAACAUUUUCGACACCGGAUAUUAUAUCAACACUUCCAACCGAUACAGUCACAGUUCAUCUGACAUCCUUGACACCAGACAUUACAUUAACACCAGGGACUGAUAAAGCCACAAUUCCUCCGACAUCCUCGACACCGGAUUUUACAUCAAUACUAUCAAGCGAUACAGUCGCUCUGAAAUCCUCGACACUUGAUUUUACAUCAACGUUAGCGAUCGAUACAUUCACAGCGGCCUCGACUUCCUCGAUACUGGAUUUUAUGUCAAAACUAGCAAUCGAUACAGUCACAGUUGAUCUGACAUCCUUGACACCAGACAUUACAUUAACACUAGGGACUGAUAGAGCCACAAUAAAUCCAACAUCCUCGACAUCGGAUUUUAUAUCAAUACUAGCAACUGAUACAGUCGCUCCGAUAUUCUCGACACCGGAUAUUACAUCAACACAAUCAGCCGAUACUAUCACGGUUCCUCCAACAUCCUUGACACUGGAUUAUAUAUCAAUACAAGCAACGGAUGCAAUCGCCCCGACAUCCUCGACACCGGAUAUUACUUCAGCACAACCACCCGAUAGAGUCACGGUUUCUCCAACAUCCUCGAUACCGGAUUUUAUAUCAACAAUAGCAGCCGUUACAUUCACAGUUGAUCUGGCAUCCUCGACACCGGACAUUACAUCAAAACCUAUGACUGAAACGGCCACAGUUGCCUUGACAUCCUCAACAACAUACAUUACAAUAUCACUAGCGACCGAUACAAUCACAGUUGCUCAGACAUUUUUGACAACGGACAUUACAUCAUCACAAGCGACUGAUACUGUCAAAGUUGUUCCGUCAUCCUCAACACUAGCCAUUACAUCAACACUAGACCCCGAUACAGACACAAUUGCUCCGACAUCCUCGACAUCGGAUUUUAUAUCAACACUAGCAACCGAUACAGUCGAAGUUGAUCUGGCAUCCUCGACACCCGAUAUUACCUCAAAUCCAGUGACUGGAACGGUCACAGUAGCUCUGAUAUCCUCAGCAACGAACGUUGCAACAUCAGUAACGAUCGAUAUACUCGCAGUUAAUCCGAUAUCCCCGACAUCGAAAGUUACAUCACCUCCAGCGUCCGAUACCACCACAGUUGAUCCGACGUCCUCAAUAACGGACAUCACAUUAACACUAUCGACCGAUACAGUUUUAAUUGAUCUGACAUCCUCUACAUCAGAUUUUAUAUCAAUGCUAGACACUAAUACAGUCACAGUUGAUCUGACAUCCUCAACAGCAGACAUUACAUUAACACUAGGGACUGAUAGAGACACAAUUAAUGCGACACCCUCAACACCAGAUUUUAUAUCAAUACUAGCAACCGAUACAGUCGUUCCGACAUCCCCGACGCCGGAUAUUACAUCAGCACAACCAACCGAUACAGUCACGGUUGCUCCAACAUCCUCGACACCGGAUUUUAUAUCAACAAUAGCAACCGAUACAGUCUCAGUUGAUCUGACAUUCUCGACACUGGACAUUACAUCAAAACCAAUGACUGAAACGGUCACUGUUGCUUUGACAUCUUCAACACCAUUCAUUACAAUAUCACUAGUUACCGAUACAGUCACAGUUGCUCAGACAUUUUCUACAACGGACAUUACAUCAUCACAAGCGACUGAUACUGUCACAGUUGUUCCAAUAUCCUCAACACCAGGCAUUACAUCAAAACUAGGGACUGAUACAGACACAAUUGCGCCGACAUCCUCGACCCCGGAUUUUACAUCAAAUCUAGCAACCGAUACAGUCGCUCCGACAUCCUUGACACCGGAUAUUAUAUCAACACAAGCAACCGAUACAGUCACAGUUGUUCCAACAUCCUCGGCACUGGAUUUUACGUCAACGAUAGCAACCAAUUCAGUCACAGUUGCUCCGACAUCCUCGACACCGGAUUUUAUAUCAACACUAGCAACCGAUACAGUCGAAGUUGAUCUGACAUCCUCGACACCCGAUAUUACAUCAAAUCCAGUGACUGAAACGGUCACAGUAGCUUUGAUAUCCUCAGCAACGGACGUUACAACACCAGUAGCGACCAAUACACUCGCAGUUAAUCCGAUAUCCCUGACACCGAACGUAACAUUACCUUCAGCGACCGAUACCGUCACAGUUGAUGUGACAUACUCAAAACCGUAUAUUACAUUAUCAGUACCGGCAGAUACAGUCGUUUUUGCUUCGAAAUUUUCGACAACGGACAUUACAUCAUCAAAAGCGACUGAUACUGUUAAAGUUGCUCCGAAAUCCUCAACACCAGACAUUACAUUAACAAUAGGAACUGAUACAGCCGCAAUUAAUCCGUCAUCCUCGACACCGGAUAUUACGUCAUCACAACUAACCAAUAUAGUCACGGUUUCUCCAAAAUCUUCGACACCGGAUUAUACAUCAACAAUAGCAACUUAUACCGUUGCAGUUGCUCCGACAUCUCCGACACUGGAUUUUAUAUCAACACUAGCAACCGAUACAGUCACUGUUGAUCUGACAUCCUCGACACCGGACAUUACAUUAACACCUGGGAUUGAUACAACAACAAUUGCUCCGACAUCAACAUCAACCUUAGCGUUCGAUAAAGUCACAGCUGCUCCGACAUUCUCGACACCGGUUUUUAUAUUAACACUAGCAACCGAUACAUGCACAGUUCAUCUGACAUCCUCGACACCGGACAGUACAUCAACACCAGGGACUCAGACAGCUACAAAUGCUCCGACAUCCUCGACACUGGAUUUUUCGUCAAUACUAUCAAGCGAUAUAAUCGCUCUGACAUCCUCGACACCGGAUUUUACAUCAACGUUAGCGAUCGAUACAUUCACAGCUGCUCCGAUAUCCUUGACACCGAAUUUUAUAUCAACAUUAGCAACCGAUACAGUCACAGUUGAUCUAGCAUCCUCAACACCAGACAUUACAUUAACACUCGUGACUGAAACGACCACAGUUGCUUUGACAUCCUCAACACCAUAUAUAACAAUAUCACUAGCGUCCGAUACAGUUAUUAUUGCUCAGACAUUUUCAACAACGGAUAUUACAUCAGCACAUACGACUGAUACCCUCAUAGUUGUUCCCACAUCCUCAACACCAGGCAUUACAUCAACACUAGGGACUGAUACAGAAACAAUUGCUCUGACAUCCUCGACACCAGAUUUUUCAUCAAUACUAUCAACCGAUACAGACGUUCCGACAGCCUUAACACCGGAUAUUACAUCAACACAAGCAACCGAUACAGUCACAGUUGUUCCGGCAUCACCGACACUGGAUUUUACGUCAACGAUAUCAACCGAUACAGUCGAAGUUGCUCCGACAUCCUCGACACCGGAUUUUAUAUCAACACUAGCAACCGAUACAGUCGAAGUUGAUCUGACAUCCUCGACAUCGGACAUUACAUCAAAUCCAGUGACUGAAACGGUCACUGUAGCCUUGAUAUCCUUAGCAACGGACGUUACAACAUCAGUAGCGACCGUUACACUCGCAGUUAAUCCGAUAUCCCCGACACCGAAAGUUACAUCACCUUCAGCAACCGAUACCGCCACAGUUGAUACGACGUCCUCAAUAUCGGACAUUACAUUAACACUGUCGACCGAUACAGAUUUAAUUGAUCUGACAUCCUCGAUGCCGGAUGUUAUAUCAAUGCUAGACACCGAUACAGUCACAGUUGAUCUGACAUCAUCAAAAGCAGACAUUACAUUAACACUAAGGACUGAUACAGCCACAAUUAAUCCGACAUCCUCGACAUCGGAUUUUAUAUCAAUACUAGCAACCGAUACAGUCGCUCCGACAUUCCUGACACCGGAUAUUACAUCAACACAACCAACCGAUACAGUCAGUGCUGGUCUAAUAUCCUCGACAUCGGAUUUUAUAUCAGCAAUAGCAAGCGGUACAGUCACAGUUGAUAUGACAUUCUCGAAACAGUACAUUACAUCAAAACCAAUGACGGAAACGGUCACUGUUGCUUUGACAUCUUCAACACCAUACAUUACAAUAUCACUAGUUACCGAUACAGUCACAGUUGCUCAGAACUUUUCGACAACGGACAUUACAUCAUCACAAGCGACUGAUACUGCCAUAGUGGUUCCGAUAUCCUCAACACCAGGCUUUACAUCAACACUAGAGACUGAUACAGAUACAAUUGCGCCGACAUCUUCGACUCCGGAUUUGACAUCAACACUAGCAACCGAUACAGUCGCUCCGACAUCCUUGACACCGGAUAUUACAUCAACACAAGCAAUCGAUACAGUCAAAGUUGUUUCAACAUCCUCGGCACUGGAUUUUACGUCAAGGAUAGCAACCAAUUCAGUCAAAGUUGCUCCGACAUCCUUGACACCGGAUUUUAUAUCAACACUAGCAACCGAUACAGUUGAAGUUGAUCUUACAUCCUCUACACCCGAUAUUACAUCAACUCCAGUGACUGAAACGGUCACAGUAGCUUUGAUAUCCUCAGCAACGGACGUUACAACAUCAGUAGCGACCAGUACACUUGCAGUUAAUCCGAUAUCCCUGACACCGAACGUAACAUUACCUUCAGCGACCGAUACCGUCACAGUUGAUGUGACAUACUCAAAACCGUAUAUUACAUUAUCAGUACCGGCAGAUACAGUCGCUUUUGCUCCGAUAUUUUCGACAAUGGACAUUACAUCAUCACAAGCGACUGAUACUGUUAUAGUUGCUCCGAAACACUCAACACCAGACAUUACAUUAACAAUAGGAACUGAUACAGCCGCAAUUAAUCCGUCAUCCUCGACACCGGAUAUUACGUCAUCACAACCAACCAAUACAGUCACGGAUACUCCAGCAUCCUCUACACCGGUUUAUACAUCAACAAUAGCAACUCAUACCGUUGCAGUUGCUCCGACAUCUCCGACACCGGAUUUUAUAUCAACACUAGCAACCGAUACAGUCACAGUUGAUCUGACAUCCUCGAAACCGGACAUUACAUUAACAAAUGGGACUGAUACAGCAACAAUUGCUCCGACAUCUUCGACACCGGAUUUUACAUCAGUACUAUCAAGCGAUACAGUAGCUCUGACAUCCUGGACACCGGAUUUUACAUCAACGUUAGCGAUCGAUACAUUCACAGCUGCUCCGACAUCCUCGACACCGGAUUUUAUAUCAACACUAGCAAUUGAUACAUGCACAGUUGAUCUGACAUCCUCGACACCGGACAUUACAUUAACACUAGGGACUGAUACAGCUACAAUUGCUCCGACAUCCUCAACACUGGAUUUUUUGACAGUACUAUCAAGCGAUAUAGUAAUUCUGACAUCCUCGACACCGGAUUUUACAUCAACGUUAGCGAUCGAUACAUUCACAGCCGCUCCGAUAUCCUUGACACCGAAUUUUAUAUCAACAUUAGUAACCGAUACAGUCACAGUUGGUCUGGCAUCCUCAACACUAGACAUUACAUUACCACUAGGGACUGAAACAACCACAGUUGCUUUGAUAUCCUCAACACCAUAUAUUACAAUAUCACUAGCGUCCGAUACAGUUAUUGUUGCUCAGACAUUUUUGACAACGGAGAUUACAUCAUCACAAGCAACUGAUACCCUCAUAGUUUUUCCCACAUCCUCAACACCAGGCAUUACGUCAACACUAGGGAUUGAUACAGACACAAUUGCUCCGACAUCCUCGAUACCGGAUUUAACAUCAAUACUAGCAACCGAUACAGUCGUUCCGACAGCCUUAACACCGGAUAUUACAUCAACACAAGCAACCGAUACUGUCACAGUUGUUCCAACAUCCUCGACACUGGAUUUUACGUCAACGAUAGGAACCGAUACAGUCAAAUUUGCUCCGACAUCCUUGACACCGGAUUUUAUAUCAACACUAGCAACCGAUACAGUCGAAGUUGAUCUGACAUCCUCGACACCGGGCAUUACAUCAAAUCUAGUGACUGAAACGGUCAAAGUAGCUUCGAUAUCCUCAGCAACGGACGUUACAACAUCAGUAGCGACCGAUACACUCGCAGUUAAUCCGAUAUCCCCAACACAGAAAGUUAAAUCGCCUCUAGCGACCGAUACCGCCAAAGUCGAUCUGACGUCCUCAAUAUCGGACAUAACAUUAACACUAUCGCCCGAUACAGUUUUAAUUAAUGUGACAUCCUCGACACCGAAUGUUAUAUCAAUGCUAGACACCGAUACAGUCACAGUUGUUCUGACAUCCUCAACAGCAGACAUUACAUUAACACUAGGGACUGAUACAGCUACAAUUAAUCCGACAUCCUCGAUACCGCAUUUUAUAUCAAUAAUAGCAACGGAUACAGUCGCUCCGAUAUCCGCGAUACCGGAUAUUACGUCAGCACAACCAACCGAUACAGUCACUGCUGCUCUAACAUCCUCGACACCGGAUUUUAUAUCAACAAUAGCAACAACGGAAGUUACAACAUCAGUAGCGACCGAUAUACUUGCAGUUAAUCCGAUAUUACCGACAUCGAAAGUUACACCACCUCAAGCGACCGAUAUCGCCACAGUUGAUCUGACAUCUUCAAUACCGGACAUCACGUUAACUGUAACGACCGAUACAGUUGUAAUUGAUCUGACAUCCUCGAUACUGGGCAUUACGUCGACCGAAACAGUCAAAGUUCGUUCGACAUCCUCAUCACUGGACAUUACACUAGCACUAGAGACCGACAAAGUCACAGUUGUUCUAACGUUCUCAACACGGUUCAUAACAUCGACUGAUACAGUCACAGUUGAUCUGAUAUCCUUGACACCAGAUUAUACAUCAACAAUAGCAACUCAUACCGUUGCAGUUGCUCCUACAUCCUCGACAUCGGAUUUAAAAUCAACCUCAGAGGUUGUUACAUUCACGGCUGCUCCGGCAUCAUCGACACUGGAUUUUAUAUUAACAGUACCAACCGAUACAAUCACAGUUGAUCUGACAUCCUCGUCACCUGACAUUACAUCAUCACAACCGACCGAUACAGUCAGGGUUGCUCCAACAUUCUCGACACCGGAUUAUACAUUAACACUAGCAUCUGAUACCGUUGCAGGUGCUCCGAAAUCCUCGACACCGGAUUUUAAAUCAACGUUACCGAUCGAUAUAUUCACAGGUGCUCCGACAUCCUCGACACCGGAUUUUAUAUCAACACAAGCAACCGAUACAAACACAGUUGAUCUGACAUCCUCGGCACCGGACAUUACAUUAACACCAGGGACUGAUACAGCCAGAAUUGCUCCAACAUCUCGACACCGGAUUUUACAUCAAUACUACAGCGAUAUAGUGUCAGCAUCCUCACACCAGGGGUUUACAUCGACACAAGCAACCGAUACAGUCACAUUUGUUCCAACAUCCUCCGCACCGGAUUUUAUGUCAACGAUAGCAACAGAUACAGUCGAAGUUGAUCUGACAUCCACGACAACGGAUUUUAUAUCAACAAUAACAACCGAUACAGUCGCAGUUGCUCCAAAAUCGUCACAACCGAAUUUUAUAUCAACAUUAGCAACCGAUACAGUCACAGCUCAUCUGUUACCCUCGACACCAGAAAUGACCUCAAAACCAAUGACUGAAACGGCUGCAGUUGAUUUUACAUCCUCAACACCAUAUAUAACAAUAUCACUAGCGACCGAUACAGUCACAGUUGCUCAGACGUUGUCGACAGCGGACAUAACGUCAUUACAAGCGACUGAUACUGUUAAAGUGGUUCCGGCAUCCUCAACACCAGGCAAUACGUCAAGACUAGGGACUGAUACAGCCACAAUCGCCCCGACAUCCUCGACACCGUAUUUUACAUCAAUACUAGCAACCGAUACAGUCGCCCCGACAUCCUUGACAGUGGAUAUUACAUCGACACAAGCAACCGAUACAGUCACAUUUGUUCCGGAUUUUAUAUCAACAAUAACAACCGAUACAGUCGCAGUUGCUCCAAAAUCGUCACAACCGAAUUUUAUAUCAACAAUAGCAACCGAUACAGUCACAGUUGAUAUGACAUCUUCGACCCUGGACAUUACAUCAAAACCAAUGACUGAAACGGCCACAGUUGCUUUGACAUCCUCAAUCCCAUACAUUACAACAUCACUAGCGACGGAUACAGUCACAGUUGCUAACACAUUUACGACAACGGACAUUACAUCAUCACAAGCGACUAAUACUGUCAUUGUUGUUUCGACAUCCUCAAAACCAGACAUUACAUCAACAUUAGGGCCUGAUACAGAUACAGUUGCUCCGACAUCUUCGACAUCGGAUUCCACAUCAAUACAAGCGACCGAUUCAGUCGCUCCGGCAUCCUUGACAUCGGAUAUUACAUCAACACAAGCAACCAAUACACACACAGUUGUUCCAACAUCCUCGACACCUGAUUUUACGUCAACGAUAGCAACCAAUACAGUCGCAGUUAUUCCGUCAUCCCCGACACCCGAUUUUAUAUCAACACUAGCAACCGAUACAAUCGAAGUUGAUCUGACAUUCUCGACACCGGACAUUACAUCACAUCCAGUGACUGAAACAGCCACAGUAGCUUUGAAAUCCUCAGCAACGGAUGUAGCAACAUCAGUACCGACCGAUACAGUUCCAGUUACUCCGACAUCCUCGACAUCGAAAGUUACACCACUUCCAGCGAUCGAUACUGCCACAGUCAAUCUGACGCCUUCAAUACCAGACAUAACGUUAACACUAGCGACCAAUACAGUUUUAAUUGAUCUGACAUCCUCAAUACUGGGCAAUCCAUCGACCAUUACAGUCACAGUUGAUCUGACAUCAUCAAAACCAUACAUUACAUUAUCACUGGAUACCAAUACAGUUGCAGUUGCUCCGACAUUUUCGACAACGGACAUUACAUCAUCACAAACGAACGAUACUGUUAUAGUUGCUUCGAAAUCCUCAACACCGCCGACACCGGCUAUUACAUCAACACAAGCAACUGAUACAGUCACUCCAGCCCCAGCAUCCUCGACACCGGAUUUUACAUCAACAAUAGCAACCGAUACAGUAGCAGCUGAUCCGACAUCCUCGACACCGGAUUUUAUAUUAACACUAGCAUCCGAUACAGUCACAGUUGAUCUGACAUCCUCGACACCAAAUAUUUCACCAAAACCAUUGACUGAAACGGCAACAGAUGCUUUGAUAUCCUCAUCAAUGGACGUUACAUCAUUAGUAGCGACCGAUACAGUUAUAGUUUAUCCGACAUCCCCGUCAUCGAAUGUUAUAUCACCUCUAGUGACCGAUACCACCAAAGUUGAUCUGACAUCCUCAAUUACGGGCAGCUCAUCAACUCUAACGACCGAUACAUCUUUAAUUGAUUUGACAUCCUCAUUAAGGAACAUAUCAUCGACUUAUACAGUCACAGUUCUUUCGACAGCCUCAUCACUGGACCUUAUAUCAGUAAUAGAGAAUGACAAAGACACAGCUGUUCCGCCGUCCUCAACACCGGACUUUACAUCUUCCCAUACAGACACAGAUGAUCUGACAUCCUCAGAACCGUAUAUUAUAUCACCACUAGCGACCGAUAAAGUAACAGUUGCUCCGACAUUAUCGACAACGUACAUUACAUCAUCUCAUGCUACUGUUACUGUCAUAGUUGCUCCGACAUCCUCAACACCAGACAUUACAUCAACACUGGGGACUGAUUCAGCCACAAUUGCUCCGACAUCCUCGACACCCGAUUUUAUCGAUACCGCCACAGUAGAUCCGACGUCCUCAAUACUGGACACCACAUCAACAGAAGCGACCGAUACAGCUGUAAUUGACCGGACAUCUUCAAUAAGGGACAUUACAUCUUUAGUUGAUGUGCCAUCGUCAAUAUCGGACAUUACAUCGACCAAUAGUGUAACGGUUUCUUCGACAUCCUCAACACGGGAUAUAACAUCAGCACUAUCGACCGAAAAAGUCACAGUUGAUCUGACUUCCUCGACACCGGAAAUAACAUCAACACUAGAAACUGAUACUAACACAGUUGACCUGACAUUCUCAUCAACGGACAUUACAGAGACGGACACAGUCGCAGUUGGUUUUACAUCCGUAUUAACGGACUUUACAUCAACAUUAGCGACCGGCAAAAUUUCCGUUGCUCCUACAUCCUCGACACCAGAUUUUAUAUCAAAACUUGCAACCGAUAACGUCACAGUUGAUCUGACAUCCUCGACACCGGACAUAACACAAGUGACUGAAACGGCCACAAUUUCAUCCUCAGCAAUGGACGCAACAUCCUCAGUAGCGACCAAUACAGUCACAUUUAGUCUGACAUCCCCGACACCGAAAGUUACAUCACCUCAAGCGAGGCCCUCAAUACAGGACAUCACAUCAACACAAGCGACCGAUACAGUUUUAGUUGAUCUGACAUCCUCAAUAAUGAGCAUUACAUUGACCGCUACAGUCACAGUUCUUUCGACAUCCUCGAAAUCGGACUUUAAUUCAACACUAGACACCGACAAUGUGACAUUUACUCCAACGUCCUCAACACCGCACAUUUCAUCGUCCGAUACAGAAACAGUUGAUCUGACAUCCUCAACACCAGACAUUUCAUCAACACUAUGGAUUGAUGCAGCCACGGUUGCUCCGACAUCCUCAACACCAGAUUUAAAAUCAAUGCUAGGAACAUAUAUAAUCGCCCCGACAUCCCCGACACCGGAUAUUACAUCAACACAAGCAACUGAUACAGUCACAGUUGCUCCAACAUCCUCGACACCGGAUUUUUCAUCAACAGUAGCAACCGAUACAGUCGCUUUGACAUCCUCGACACCGGAUAUUACAUCAACACAAACAACCGAUAUGAUUUUAGUUGAUCUGACAUCCUCAAUACUCGGCAUUACAUCGAACGAUACAAUCAGAUUUUUUUCGACAUCCUCAACAACGGACGUUACAUCAACGCUAGUGACCGAUAUAGUAACAGUUCCUUCAGCGUCCUUAACACCGAACAUUACAUCAACGACAGAUACAGACACAAUUGCUCCGACAUCCUCAACACCGUACAUUACAUCAACACUAGCAACAGAUAUAGUCACAAUUGAUCUGGCGUCCUCAACACUUGACGUUACAUCGACCGAUACAGUCACAGUUGAUCUGACAUCCUCAACACCGUACCUUACAUUAUCACUAGCGACCGGAACAGUCACAGUUGAUCUGAUAUCCUCGACACCGGGCAUUACAUCAAAGCAAAUGACUAAAACGGCCACAGUUCCUUUGACAUUCUCAGCAGUGGACGUUACAUCGUCAGUAGCGACGGAUACCGACACAAUGGAUCCGACGUCGACAAUACCGGAAAACACAUCAACAUUAGUGACUGAUACAGUUUUCGUUGAUAUGACAUCCUCAAUACUGGAUAUUACAUCGACCGAUACGGUCGCAGUUGUUUUGACAUCCGCAACACCGGAAUUUACAUCAACACUAGAGACCGAAAAAGUCACAGUUGUUUCGACGUCCUCAACACCGGAUAUUACACCAACGCUAGCGAGCGGUACUGUAACAGUUGCUUCAGCGUCCUCAACACAAAACAUUACAGCAACGCCAGCGACCGAUACAGUCACAGUUACUUCUACAUCCUCAUCACCGGACAUUUCAUCAACAAAAAAGUCCAACAACGUCAUAGUUGUUCCGACGUCCUCAACGUCGGAUAUUACAUCGACUGAUACAGUCACAGUUGAUCUGACAUCCUCUAAACCAUACCUUAUUUCAUCACUAGCGACCGAUAAAGUUACAGUUGCUCCAACACUAUCAACAAGGGACAUUACAUCAACACACGCGACCGAUACUGUCAUUGUUGCUCCGACAUCCUCAACACUAGACAGUACAACAACACUAGGGACUGAUACAGUCACAAUUGCUCCUACAUCCUCGACACCAAAUUUUACAUCAAUACUAGCAACCAAAACAGUCUCUUUGUUAUCCUCAACACCGGAUAUUACAUCAACACAAGCAACCGAUACAGACACAGUUGCUCCAACAUAUUCAACACCGGAUUUUACAUCAAUACUAGCAAUCGAUACGGUCGCUCUGACAUCCUCGACAUUAGAUUAUACAUCAACACACGCAACUGAUACAAUCACACUUUCUCCAGCAUCCCCUUCACCGAAUUUUACAUCAACAUUAGCAACCGAUACAGUCGCAGUUGCUCCGACAUCCUCGACAACGGAUUUUAUAUCAACACUAGUAACCGAUACAGUCACAGUUGAUCUGAAAUCCUCGACACCGGACAUAACAUCAAAACAAGUGACUGAAACGGCCACAACUGCUUUUUCAUUCUCAGCAACGGACGUUACAUCAUCAGUAGCGGUGUAUACUGCCACACUUCAUUCGACGUCCUCAAUACCGGAAAUCACAUUAACACUAGCGACCAAUACCGUUUUAGCUGAUAUGACAUCCUCAAUACUGGACAUUACAGCGACCGAUACAGCCGCAGUUGUUUCGACAGCCGCAACACCGGAAUUUACAUCAACACUCAAAAGCGACAAAGUCACAGUUGUUCCGACAUCCUCAACACAGGACAUUACACUAACACUAGCGAGCGAUACAGCAACAGUUGUUUCAAUGUCCUCAAUACAAAAUAUUACAUCAACGCUAGCGACCGAUACAGUCACAGUUGCUUCGAUAUCCUCAUCACCGGACGUUGAAUCAACAAUAGAGACCGACAACGUCACUGGUGUUCCGACGUCCUCAUCACCAGACGUUACAUCGACUUAUAGAGUCACAGUUAUUCCGACAUCCUCAAAACCGGAAAUUACAUUGACCGAUACGGUCACAGUUGUUUUGACAUCCGCAACACCGGAAUUUACAUCAACACUAGAGACCGAAAAAUUCACAGUUGUUUCAACGUCCUCAACACCGGACAUUAAACCAACGCUAGCGAGCGAUACAGUAACAGUUGCUUCAGUGUCCUCAAAACACAACAUUAUAGCAACGCCAGCGACCGAUACAGUCACAGUUGCUUCGACAUCCUCAUCACCGGACAUUCCAUCCAAAAAAGAGACCGACAACGCCACAGUUGUUCCGACGUCCUCAACGCCGGAUAUUACAUCGACCGAUACAGUAACAGUUGAUCUGACAUCCUCAAAACCGUAUCUUACAUCAUCACAUUCGACCAGUAAAGUCACAGUUGCUCCAACACUAUCGACAAUGGACAUUACUUCAUCACACGCGACCGAUACUGUCAUUGUUGCUCCGACAUCCUCAACACUAGACAUUACAACAACACUAGGGUCUGAUACAGUCACAAUUGCUCCUACAUCCUCGACACCAGAUUUUUCACCAAUACUAGCAACCGAUACAUUCUCUUUGAUAUCCUCAACACCGGAUAUUACAUCAACCGAUAUAGUCACAGUUGCUCUGACAUAUUCAACACCUGAUUUUACAUCAAUACUAGCAACCGAUACUGACGCUAUGACAUAUUCGACAUUGGAUAUUACAUCAACACAAGCAACUGAUACAAUCACACUUCAUCCAGCGUCCCCUUCACCGAAUUUUACAUCAACAUUAGCAACCGAUACAGUCGCAGUUGCUCCGACAUCCUCGACCACGGAUUUUAUAUCAACACUAGCAACCGACAAAGUCACAGUUGUUCCGACAUCCUCAACACAGGACAUUGCACCAACGCUAGCGAGCGAUAUAGUAACUGUUGCUUCGACAUCCCCAUUACUUGAUGUUGCAUCAACAAUAGAGACCGACAACGCCACAGUUGUUCCGAUAUCCUCAACGCCAGACGUUACAUCGACCGAUACAGUCUCAGUUACUCCGACAUCCUCAACACUGGACAUUACAUUGACCGAUACAGUCACUGUUGAUCUGACAUACUCAAAACCGUACCUUACAUCAUCACUAGCGAUCGAUAAAGUCACAGUUGCUUCAACAAUAUCGACAAUGGUCAUUACAUCAUCACCCACGACCGAUAUUGUCAUAGUUGCUCCGACAUCCUCAACACCAGACAUCUCAUCAACACUUGGGGCUGAUACAGUCACAAUUGCUCCGACAUCCUGGAUACUGGAUUGUACAUCAAUACUAGCAACUGAUACAGUCGCUUUGACAUCCUCAACACCCGAGAAGACAUCAACACAAACAACCGAUAAAGUCCCACUAGCUCUUAAAUCCCCGACACCGGAUUUUACAUCAACAAUAUCAACCGAUACAGUCGCAGUUCCUCCUACAUCUUCCACACCGGAUUUUAUAUCAAGACUAGCAACCGAUACAGUCACAGUUGAUAUGACAUUCUCGACAUCGGACGUUACAUCAAAACCAGUGACUGAAACGGCCACAGUUGAUUUGACAUCCUCAACAACGGACUUUACAUCAUCAGUAUGGAUCCAUACAGUCACGGUUACUCCGACAGUCCCGACACCGAAUGUUAUAUCACCACUAGCCACCGGUACCGACACAGUUGAUCCGACGUCCUCAGUACCGGACAUUACAUUAAUACUAGCGACCGAUACAGUUUUAAUCGAUCUGACAUCAUCAGCACUGGGCAUCACAUCGACCGAUACAGUCACAGGUGUUUCGACAUCCUCAACAACCGAGUUUACAUCAACACUAGAGACCGACAAAGUCACAUUUCUUCCGACGUCCUCAACACCGGACAUUACAUCAACGCUAUUGACCGAUACAAUUACAGUUGCUUCAGCGUUCUUAACACUGAAUAUUACAUCAACGCCAGCGACUGAUACAGACACAGUUGCUCCGACAUCCUCAACACCGGACUUUACAUCAGCACUAUUGCCAGAUAUUGUCACAAUUGAUCUGACAUCCUCAAAACUUUACAUUACGUCAUCACUUAGUCUAGCGACAGAUAUAGUCACAACUGCUCCGAUGUUUUCGACAAGGGACAUUACAUCAUCAGAAGCAACCGAUACUGCCAUAGAUGCUCCGACACCCACAACACCAGACAUUAUAUCAACAGUAGGUACUGGUACAGACACAAAUGCUCAGACAUCGUCGACACUGGAUACUACAUCAAUACUAGCUACCGAUACAGUCACACUUGCUCCGACAUCCUCGACACCGGAUUUCACAUCAACAUUAGCCACCGAUACAGUCGUAGAUGCUCCAACAUCCUCCACACUGGAUUUUACAUUGGAAACAGCAACCGCUACAGUUGCAGUUGCUCUGAUAUCCCCGACACCCGAUUUUUUAUCACCACUAGCAACCGAUACAGUCACAGUUUAUCUGACUUCUUCGACAUCGGACUUUACUUCAAAACAACCAGUGACUGAAACAGCCACAGCUGCUUUUACAUCUUCAGCAAUGGACGUUACUUCAUCAGUAGCGACCGAUACAGUAACAGUUACUCCGACAACGCCGACACCGAAUGUUAUAUCACCCCUAGUUACCGACACCGACUCAGUUAAUCCGACAUCCUCAAUAACGGACAUCACAUCAACACUAGAGAUCGAUACAAUUUUGGCUGAACUGACAUCCUCAACACUGGGCCUUACAUUGACCGAUACAGCCACACUUGUUGCGACAUCAACACCCGAUUUUACAUCAACACUAGAGACCGGCAAAGUCACAGUUGUUCUGACGACCUCAACACAGGACAUUAUGUCAAUGCUGGUGACCGAAACAGUAAAAGUUACUUCAGCGUCCUUAACACUGAAAAUUACAUUAACGCCAGCGACUGAUACAGACACAGUUUGUCCGACAUCCUCAACACUGCAAAUAACAUCGACUGAUACAGUCACAGCUGAUCUGACAUCCUCAAAGCCGUACAUUACAUCAUCACUAGCGACCGAAACAGUCACAGAUGCUCCGACAUUUUCGACAACGGACAUAGCAUCAUCACAAACGACUGACAGUGUUACAGUUGCUCCAAUAUCCUCAACACUAGACAUUACAUCAACACUAAGGACUGAUACAGCCACAAUUGCCCUGAUAUUCUCAACACCAGAUUUAACAUCAAUACUAGGAACCGAUACAAUCGCAUCAACAUCCUCGACAGCGGCUAUUACAUCAAUACAAGCAACUGAUACAGUCACAGUUGCCCAAACAUCCUCGACACCGGAAUUUAAAUCAUUGAUAGCAUCCGAUACAGUCGCAGCUGAUCUAACUUCCUCGGCACCGGACAUUACUUCAUUACCAGUGAAUAAAACGGCCACAGUUGCUCUGACAUCCUCGACACCAGAUUUUACAUCAACGAUAGUAACGGAUACAGUCACAGUUGCUCCGACAUCCUCGGCCUCUAAUUUGAUAUCAACACUAGCAACCGAUACAGUCACAGUUGUUCAAACUUCCUUGACAUCGGACAUUACAUCAAUACCAGUGACUAUAACGGCCGUAGUAGCUUUGAUAUCUUCAACACCCGACUUUCCAUCAACACUAGAGACCGAUAAAGACACAGUUUAUCCGAUUUCCUACACACAGUUCGUUACAUCACUUUUAGCGACUGAUACAGUCACAGUUGCUCCGACAUAUUCAACUCAGGACAUAACAUCGACCGAUACAAUCACAAUUGGUCUAACAUCCUCAAAAACGGACAUUACAUCAAUGCUUGAGUCCAUUACAGUCACAGUUGCUCAGACAUCCUCAAAACCGCACGUUACAUCACCCAUUGCGGCCGAAACAGUCACCGUUGAUCCGACAUCCUCAACACCAUACAUUACGCCAACCAACAAUGUCAUUACAUCAACAACAGAGAUCGAAACAGUCACAGUUGAUAUAAUAUCCUCAACACUAGACAUUAUAUCAAUACUUGCGAUUGAUACUGUCACAGUUGCCACGACAGCCUCAAUACCAGACAUUUCAUCAACACUAGUGAACGACACAGUUGUAGUCGAGUCGACAUCUUCAACACAAUUUACUGGUUUGGCUUCGGUCACAGGAACACUACCAGUGACAGACACAAUCGAUAUAAUGUUUUCUUUUACUAGUGUUACUUCUUUGAUUGCAACCACGAGCGUUACACUGUCAAGUACGGUUUCUUUGACAACAACAACUGAAACUGCGCCCCAAGAAACGUCUAUAACUGUAGUUGUUAUGAUAUUUCCUAUUAAUGCUUCUGGAAUAGAUCUAAAUAAUCAAACUAGUGCGGAGUACGUCCAAUUAAAAACGGAAGUUGAAAACCAGCUUGUCCGUGUUUAUACACGACUGAUUGGAAGUGAUUUCUUGUCGCUGACCAUCAUAAAUAUAAGACCUGGAAGCAUAAAAGUCUAUUACAAAGUGGAGGUUGCAAAAUCAUCCCAGGCUUCUAGUAACUUAAACAAGGCUCAUAUAGAUCUAGUAAGUGGGAAAGAAAAGAUAAAGGUACUAAAUCAAACAGUGUCGGCUGAUUCAGUGGAAACUGACAAUAUCACAGUUACACAAGCCGAUGUCAAUGACGCAUCAAAGCUUUGUGGUCUUUACAUUGCCACUGCUGGUGAAUGUCAAGAUAAUUUCGAAUGCAAAUUAAAAAACGGUUAUGCUGCAUGCGUGUAA